Mytilus californianus (California mussel) is the source of this 1561-nucleotide messenger RNA. RefSeq names its product G protein-activated inward rectifier potassium channel 3-like. Bases 47 to 1294 code for a protein of 415 amino acids. The record is from RefSeq and is a predicted model, not a curated record. The transcript has 2 exons. Gene Ontology annotation, biological process: regulation of monoatomic ion transmembrane transport; potassium ion import across plasma membrane. Gene Ontology annotation, molecular function: inward rectifier potassium channel activity. Lineage: Eukaryota; Metazoa; Mollusca; Bivalvia; Mytilida; Mytilidae. Gene Ontology annotation, cellular component: plasma membrane.
CUAUGUAAAAGGACACAAAAUAUAAUAUUACAAUAUUUCUACAAAAAUGGCUUCCGACAUAAAACAACUUCCAAAAAAUGGCGACGAAACAACAGAAACAACAUAUGACUUCGACUCUGGUGUUACUAUGAAAAGACGACCUUCCGUAAAAACCGUGGAAUUUCCGGGAGAAAAUAAAGAUUCUUCAACCAAAUUGAGAAAUGGCUAUCAGCUUGGAAGACCUUCACUGGUCAAGAAAACUGGACAAUACCGAGUUGGAUAUAGAGGUAUAAAAGGAAGUAAGCGAAAAGGUUAUUUCCGUGACUUGUAUCAAACUCUUAUUGAUAUAAAAUGGCGAUGGGCUACACUUAUUUUUUGCCUGACAUUUUUCUUUGUGUAUUUCCUGUUUGCAGUUUUCUGGUAUUUACUGAGUUAUUCCCAUGGUGAUUUCGAUAACCUUGAAAAUCCGUCAUGGUCACCAUGUGUUAUUAGGAUGAAAACCUUUGCCGAUGCAUUACUUUUCUCAAUGGAAACACAAACAACAAUUGGAUACGGAACUUUUUAUCCAGAUACAAAAUGUGGCGGAAGCAUCCCUCUGGUAUUCAUUCAGAUAACAAUAGGCUUUUUGCUUGAGACAUUACUUGUAGGGUUCAUAUUGGUCAAGAUUGCACGUCCAAAAUACAGACGGUACACUCUUAUGUUCAGUGAUACUAUGUGUAUAUGUGUAGAAGAUGGCGAACUUUGUUUACAAAUCAGAGUAGGUGACAUAAGAAAAAGCCAUUUGAUUGACGCUUCCGUUUAUGGUAUUUAUGUAGGAGAAAAGAUUUCCGAGGAAGGAUUCGUUUAUCCGUUAUACCAGAAACAAAUGGAAUUUGAAGUAAAUGGGAUGGAUGACAGAAUGUUUCUCAUGUGGCCGAUGGUUAUAAGUCAUAAAAUAAAUGAAGACAGUCCUUUGUAUGACAUGCAGUUUGAAGAAAUGUUAGCGAAUACAUUCGAAAUCAUUAUUGUAUUAGAAGGCACAAUAGAGUCCACUGGUGAAAUUUGUCAAGCUAGAACAUCUUAUUCUUCCAAAGACAUACAAUGGGGAUGUCGCUUUUCUAAUCUUAUGGACUUCGAUCUUGAAACUGGCCAGUGGCGGGCAGAUUUUGCUCUUUUCAAUAAUGUUGACCCUAGUCCGACUCCUAAAUGCAGCGGAAAGGAAUCUGCAGCUAUCUAUCGUGGAACUGGAAUAUUUGGACAAGAGAAAGCAGAGAAUUUGUCCAGGAAAGCAGUCAGCCACUUUGAUAUUCGCCUUGAAAAGACAACUGAUGCCUGAUAACUGUACCAUGUAAAAUAUAAUAAGAAUUCUGUCUACAAAGAAGAUGCUGUACAAAAGUAACUUUCUGAUGGGAGGAUAACUGUCUUGUUAAAUGUUGAUAUUUAUUGACUUAAAAGAGUCUCGUGUCUACUGCAUAAUAUUCCAAGUCCCUGUAUAAAUGCUGUAUAUAUCCAGCUUCUACUAUUCCAAGUCCCUGUAUAAAUGCUGUAAAUAUCCAGCUUUUACAAGUAUAUCCGUCUACAAAUAAAACUUAUAUGUGACGUA